AUGCACCAGUUGACAAGCGAACACCGGCAUGGUGCACCGAGUCCAACACACGAAGCCGAGGCUCAGUACCAGAGGAACAAACCUCACAACCGCAUCCGCGCCGCAGAAAAGGAGAUCGACAAGCCAUCGACAUAUAAGCUAUCAAGAACUCCUUCCGGAAGUACACCACUGACACUGUUUACAGCCACAGCGAAAAGUUGCUCAGGGUCUGACGCAGCUUCCUACUUGGAGGAAGAUGUGGCUUCUUUUGAGGACGAUGACAUCCAUGUGGAUCACUGGCCUGAGCGCUCAUUCCAAUCACAAAACCUUCCAACGCCAUCGUUCGCCCCUCAGCAUGGCCGGCAAGUGUUCUCUCCUCGUCCACGUCCAGUAAGCGGUCUGCAGAGGACAGUCCCAGCGCAGCUACCGAGGACUGUCGGCCACCUGUCGCUAAAGACGGCGAGGGGUGCUCCCUCUGUGGGUGGUGUGCCUGGUUCUCGGUCUGCUCUGCCUCUCCCUGGUGUUUCUCCCCGUGCCCCUUCCCGACCCUCGCCUAACUUUCCAGCGUUUGCCCCGAGAGACGCUUACGUCAAGCUCUCCUUCAACGGGAAUCCAUCCAUGGACACAAAGCUGCGAUGGUUGUCUGCUAUUAACAAGGCCUUUCAAUUACAACGUGAUCUGGCUGUGGUCAAGACUGCUGACGUCAACUGGUUUGUAUACAUCUCUUGCCAGCGGACGGAAAUCCUUGAGCAUGUCAAAUGUGAUGAUUUCCUGUCACUCACUCCUCACGACUCAUCUGAGAGGUCCCAUAAGUUCCCUAGCUAUAUUCUCACACGUUUUCCCGUUGAUGUGGAUCAUCGACUGGCUGAGACACAUCAUGGUGUGCACUCUCCCCGACGCUUUAUACGGGAUGAGUCAUCACCCAUGAACCACAUUGUUGUUGUUUGGAGUCUUCCUGACCGGGCCCCACACACUAUCACCUUUGACUUCUUUCCCUGUCUUCCUGCGUGUGAAGUGCGGAAACUCCACAAUGACCAGCCUUGGUGUUACAGGUGCUGGGGUGUUGAUCGCAUCUCCAGGUACUGCUCUGCCCUGCCUAAAUGUGCUUGGAGUGCUGCAUGUCAUGACUCCAGGACGUGUCCAGUUAAGAGUGAGCCUUCGCGCCCAGCUGCAUCCUCUACCACCCCCGGGCCUUUGUCUCUUGCGGACGUGUCGCGUUGGAUGUGUCCCCGCUGCUUACUUGGUGGUUAACGUCUGGCAUGGCUGUGUUCGACGCCAAGUCCAGCCACGAUCCCCGACCGGACCGCCCUCUCCACCGCCUACUUCUUCCCCGCCUAUUCUCUCCACUACCUCUGCUUCUCCACAAGACCUGGCCCUCCGCAAGUCCGUUGCUUUCUUCCAGGCACGGUGCGCUUGCACCGUGCCAUCAAGGUACCGCUUCGCUUGCCUUGAUGACAGGAUUGACGGUCUGCUUACUGCUCAUGCUGCUACUGACUCUCUACCUUGGUUGAAUCCCAGCAGACCAUCGUCGAUUCUGUCAACUUACUCGCUGGAUCAAUUGCUUGGACAAACUCUUUGAGUUACUCCCUAUUUCUGGCCAGUCCUCCCCUGCUCGCUCGUCUUCUGCCACUUUCCGGUCUCCUUCGUCGCUGAUUCUACACUAGAUACACUCUCUUGGAACGUCUUAUCAUCCACACGUAAUUUUUCUCCAGGAAGCAUUUCCAGGCCAGCCCCACAGCGGGCAGGCUCCUUUCCUAAACGGUGAUGUUCCUUAUGUCCAUAUGGUACGGAAUAGUCUCCAAACCUACAUCCAUAGUUCUCUGACGCACCGACUUCUUCGCACCGACUUCUUCGCAUCUCCACCGACCUUGACGUAACUUUUCAGCUUUCUUGUGGUCACCGUAGGGAGUGCUGUCUUACAGCUUUGUAAUGUUUACUAAUGUUUGCCCCUGCUCGCCUUCAUCCUGUUGCUCUUCUUCCUCCUACAGUGUAAGGCAUGGUGUAUUUGGGGAUUUCAAUGCGAUCGUUCUAGCCCCUCCAAUCGUCCUGAUGUUCUCUUCUAUUAUCGUACAUCCGUAGCCGUCACCUGACGCGCUGGGACACUGGCGACACCACUCACUCCUGGGGCUGCUACUCUGGGCCACGUCCUCAUCUUUGGCUUAGUUGCAGCCCGAGUCCAGUGCUCCUCCUGGCUUUAUUUGAUCUCGUUGUCCUUCGAUUUCGCUAUUCUCUUCCUGCUUUGCCUGCUUCUGCUUCACAUCUGCGCAUUACUGUGCCCCGUAAGUACUGCCAGAUGUAUAUCUUGUAUAUGGCUUGCAUGUUGCCUACUCUUGACUGUACUUCACCUGAUCAGUUUUACUCCAGCCUUGUCUCUGCCACACAUGACUUUCACAGGUUGUACGUCUCAAGGCCACACUUCCGCUCACUCCUGGACUCUGGACACGCCUGUUCAACAGGCAAGGGAAGAAACCGAACGGGUUGGUCUCUUGUUUCAAGCGAACCCAUCUCCUGAAUUGCUUCGUUACCGACAGUCUAAGGAUGCUCUAACAGCCCUAUUGAAGUGCGUGAGUAAUGAAUCUUUGCAAAGGUUCACGGACAGUAUUAAUCAUCAGACUAGUGUGGCUUCCAUGUGGCAUCUUGUCCACCGAGUGGCAAAGAAGACGCCUUCCAGUGCCCGCCAUCACACAGCUGGCGAAUACACCUGACAACUGUUGAUGCAUGAUGGUAGCAGUCCAUCUCAGCCAACCUCUCUCUUCAUAUACGAGAUGCUCUCUCUUUCGGUGGUCUUGACCGUUAGCUCCGCCUGGUAUCUACCCUGUUACAAGAGGAUGACUAGGAUUCUGUAUCGAUCAUCGAGGGUGAGUUGUGCCGUGCUUUUUCUGCUCGUCUCCUGGUGAUGAUGGCAUUACUUGUGCUGCGCUACAACUACUGCAACAAGUUUCUGGUAAUACUUUACUGCGUCUCUUUAACCUUUGUCUUCGUGAUGGGUUCCAACUGCAAGCCUAGACCAGCAGCACUAUCAUACCCAUCCCAAGCUCGGUACAGCAAAGUUCAGGCCCAUUUCUCUUACUUCCUGCUUUUGUAAGGUAAUGGAAAGAAUGUUGUUGAACAGUUUCAUGUACCGCCUCCAGGACCACCUCUCUUUAAGUCUGUUUGGAUUUCUUCCUCAGCGUAGCACUCACCACUGCCACUACUUAUACUCUUGCCUAUCCCGAGAAAACGUGGCGACCUUUGUUGACCGUAAGAGUGCGAUUGACAUUGCUAACAGGGACAUCAUUCUGCACCAGCUCGUCGACUUUGAUACCAAUCAUCUUACAGUGGAUUAGGAGUUACCUUAGUAAUAAGACCUCCAGUGUGUUCUUCAGCUCGGUUCUUUACAGGAUUUUCUUUUUGGUACGCCUCAAGGGAGUGUCUUUAGUCCCUUUUGGUUCAACAUUUUAAUGCACCGGCUACUCACUACUCACUACUCACUACUCACGUGCUAUCACCUGAUAUGCAGAUGAUUUGUGUAUCCAUUCCAAUUCACCAGGAAAUCUUCAGUUAUUUUUUGACUUAGAGGAGAUUCUCUGUGGCCUCCUCUAACUGUUUCUCCAGAGAAAAACAGAAUUUUCUCCUGCCACUCUAUCAGAUUUCACCACUGAAGAAACUGCAGUCCCUUUGUGCACCAGUAUCGUUACCUUGGUGCAUCUGUCAAGAUUUCAGCAGCCCAACUCCCGGACCUAUCUAUCGUCCGUGACCUGAUGGAUCGCCUCCAGAGACGACUACAACCUUUUCAGUGCUCAAAAGUAACACUUCAGGAAUCUCCAACCUUGUGGCCAGGAUAUUAUAUAUGACUCAUUCGCUCUCUCGUCGAUUACCUCUCCCCUGCCUUGAUUCUGUUUUCUCGGACUGCUCUGGAACCUCUAAGAAAAUUACAGAAUAGAGCAAUGAAAAUCCUUCUUGGCUGUACUAUGUCUACUAGGAUUGUUAACAUGCAGCGUGAACUAUGCCUUUUACUAAGAUUGUUAACAUGAAGCGAGAGCUAUGCCUUUUCACCAAUGGUCGAGAAAAUAUACUCCAAUGUCACUUGCCUCACUUUCAAGUGCCUCCACUUUCUAUAUCUCUGUCCCUAUUACUGGCAGGUGAUCAUGUCCUCUCUGUCCCACCUCACCUGUCCCUCCGAUACUGCCCACUGGUCGUGUUCUUAUCAGAUCUGUUUCUUCUUUGCUGUGUAGCCUUAAUAAGGAUAUCCUCGCUGCUGACGUGCACCCAGGCUCACACCCCACCCCCCCCUGGAUGCUACCAACGGGAGAGGUAAUCGCUUAGCUAAGGAAGCCUAGCCGCCUACCACCUCGUUAUGAUGGGCGCCCUCUCUUCCUCUCCUGCUACCUCUCCAGACUCCGCUCCUCUGCUCUCCUCCCAGUGCGGCGCCGCAGGGAUGCAAAGACCCUUCAGCGUCACAAUUAUCCACUACGAGUCUGUCUGUUACUACGAGGACAGCCGCUGGAUGUAGUAUGCCGUCACCUUGUCCUCCACUACACCCUAGAAGAGAUUUUUGUGCGUUUCCCUCGUUUCGGGGGAUUCACAUAAUUAUUAAUACCUUGUGCCUGAUGUGACUUCUAAUUUAAAUAAAUUAACUCCACCUUGAUUUGUUUUGAUUUGCUGUGUUUUCGUGUGCACGUGCGUGUGUUUGUGUAUUUCUGUCUGUGUCCUAAUUUCUGUAUCUACGUCUGUUUCCUUUGUCCUGUGUGUGUGUGUGUGUGUGUGUGUGUGUGUGUGUGUGUGUGUGUGUGUGUGUGUGUGUGUGUGUGUGUGUCUUUCUGUAAACAGUAUUUUGUCAAAA
Messenger RNA from Scylla paramamosain (green mud crab), 4801 nucleotides. RefSeq lists its product as uncharacterized. Bases 1 to 1230 code for a protein of 409 amino acids. The record is from RefSeq and is a predicted model, not a curated record. The transcript is spliced from 4 exons. Lineage: Eukaryota; Metazoa; Arthropoda; Malacostraca; Decapoda; Portunidae.